Molecule: messenger RNA, 1639 nt
Organism: Loa loa (African eye worm)
Lineage: Eukaryota; Metazoa; Nematoda; Chromadorea; Rhabditida; Onchocercidae
Exons: 10
Coding region: 163-1308 (381 amino acids)
Cellular component (GO): axon; cytoplasm
Source: RefSeq, a predicted model, not a curated record
UUCAUGGGGUGGAGACCAACGCUGGUCUUGUAGGAUUGCUACCAAUAAGUACUGAAGGUGACGAUAGCCGACUGAUCCAAGUCAUUGAUAUACACAUUUCUGUUUUAUUCUGUUCCAGUCUCAGUAUAAUUUCAUUCCUGUUUUCGUUUCAUUGGUGCCCUCAUGGUAAUGGGUACGGGAAUGGUCGAAGAUAUAAAUUGUAGUGUGCCAGAAGUUCCCCUGGCUCAUCUCGAAGAUGACAUCGACUUUAUCAAAACGGCAUCGCAGCAGUCGACCAGUGAUUGCGAGAACAAUUCUGAUGAAAAUUUCGAUGCGGAAAAUCUAUCAGGUAGUCUGGAAGAUCUGGUCGGAACAUUUGAUCAAAAAAUCUCGCACUGCUUCAAGGAUCUUAAUAAGACGACCGAAGAGAUAGCACCUAUACAAGUGCGCUCACAGGAUGAGAUUAUGUCCGAAAGCCAAAUUUGGUGGACUCUGACGGGAAAUUUUGGCAACAUGCCUCCACUUGAUUUCUCGAAGACGCAAACAAGACAGUUACAACUUCCUGCUUUGAACCUUCAACCACGCAAGGAAAAUAGUGAUGCCGGUAUCGAUUUGUCGGAAGAUGAGGAGUUGAGAAGUGCACUAGAUAUGCAUCAGUUGAUUAGUCAGCGUGGUCCUUUAUCAGAGUCACCUCCACAAACUGCCGACCAAGUGAUCGAAGAAAUUGACCAAAUGCUUCAGUCGUGUGAUUUUUCGGGAUCGGUAAUGACUGAUCGAACAAUGGAAUCGAUGGAUAGCAUGUAUUCAUCAAUGCGUUCACCACUGCCAAAUGGACAGUAUGAUAUAGAUAUCAAACUGCGACAGGCCAUUGUCAUUACGUCGAAUUCUGAAAAUUUGGAAUCAUUUUCGUACAGCAGAUUGCUUGCUCUGAGUGCUGAAAUGGAACAACUCAUACAAGUCUACAAUGACAGUUUGGUGGAGCAGUUGGCACAUCGUGAUGAAUUGGAAUAUGAGAAGGAAAUGAAAAAUACAUUCAUAUCGUUGCUUUUAUCUAUACAGAAUCGGCGAAGACACUUCACCAACGAGCGAAAACGUAAACCGUUGAAAACUGAUUCGUCACAAUUGCCACAGUAUAUGACGGCGACAAUUCCGUACGAUGAAAAUUGUCCUUCCAUAAACAUGAAUACACUGAUGGCGCUUAUUAAAUUGUUGCGAGCAAUUGAUGAAAACAGUGCCGCCGUGCCAAGCAUGCUCACUGACUACAUCUUGACUGUCCUGUGCCCCUCAGCUUCAUCGUCAACUGUCACGGAUUUGGCUGCAGUAAGUUAAACCAAGUAAUCCGGGCGAAAUACCACUACUACUGUACAUUAAAGUGCGGUCACAGGCCCCUGCUACUGCUGCUUUUUAUAUUUCUCUGUAGACUUUGCACCACAACAGUAUGUCCGUUUUUCUUUUUUUCUCUAAUCCAAACCCUUCACACGCUUUACUCAAAAAUUCCCAAAAUCCUUUGGAAGAUGCCUACCAAGCUUCUUGAGAUUUCGGCGUUUUAAGUCGGAAAAGGAAUAGGGAGCAAAAAAUGACACUACUUCCUCGAACUAAUUCCAGUUGCUCCAUUAUGAAAUUAUCUGUCCUACUUCAUUAAACUUUGCAAGGUAGAAGA